AUGUCGGUGGGGGACUACCAGAAGAUAGAAAAGAUAGGCGAGGGGACGUACGGCGUCGUCUACAAGGCUCGAAACACCAAGACGGGCCAGUUCGUGGCGAUGAAGAAGAUUCGACUGGAGUCGGAAGACGAGGGAGUUCCCAGCACCGCCAUCCGUGAGAUCUCUCUCCUCAAGGAGCUCCAGCACCCCAACAUCGUAAAGCUGGAGUGUAUAGUCCACAACGACGUGAAGCUCUACCUGGUGUUCGAGUUUAUGCAGAUGGACCUCAAGAAAUACAUAGACACCAAACCAGUGGACCCCAUGCUGCUCAAGAGUUACACCUACCAGGUCCUACAGGGCAUCGUCUUCAUGCACACGCGUCGUGUCAUCCACCGCGACCUGAAACCACAGAACCUUCUCAUCGACGACAAGGGGGCCAUCAAGAUCGCUGAUUUUGGUCUCGGGAGGGCUUUCGGCAUCCCCGUUCGCGCCUACACACACGAGGUUGUGACACUAUGGUACAGAGCACCAGAGGUGUUGCUGGGUUCACCUCGCUAUGCCUGCCCCAUCGAUGUGUGGAGUAUUGCAGGCAUCUUUGCAGAGAUGAUCCUCAAGAAGCCUCUCUUUCAUGGCGACUCAGAAAUUGACCAGCUGUUCAGAAUAUUCAGGUGUCUAGUUCUGGGCACACCGACAGAUGCAACGUGGCCGGGAGUGAUGGAACUACCUGACUUUAAACAGACUUUCCCUCGCUGGGCCCCGAAACCGAUGGUUCAGGUCAUCCCAAAACUGAACUCUGAGGGGAGAGACCUCCUCCUGCAAAUGCUUGUCUAUAACCCCGGGAAGAGAAUGACCGCCAAGGCUGCUCUUCGCCACCCGUACUUUGACGACCUCGACAAGUCAAGUCUUCCUGCCUCCAGCCCCUGAGAGACUGACUACUCUUCGUAAUACAUUACCUCACGCCACACGACAUAAUACUGCUGAUGAUCUGUUUCUAUGACUCAUUCUCACUCACUGCUCAUUCUCCAUGCUCAAUGUUCACAACUAGACAGAAAUUAUGUUUGUUACACGAAAUUCUUGUACAAUAUCUG
Molecule: messenger RNA, 1067 nt
Organism: Geodia barretti
Lineage: Eukaryota; Metazoa; Porifera; Demospongiae; Tetractinellida; Geodiidae
Source: the annotation of a GenBank genome assembly